Dermatophagoides pteronyssinus (European house dust mite) is the source of this 1038-nucleotide messenger RNA. RefSeq lists its product as uncharacterized. The record is from RefSeq and is a predicted model, not a curated record. NCBI's taxonomy places the organism in Eukaryota, Metazoa, Arthropoda, Arachnida, Sarcoptiformes, Pyroglyphidae.
UUUCCAAAAAAAAAUUCUUUUCUCAUAAGUCUUCAACUUAAUUUUUCGAUUUUGUUCAUUAAAUUAGUGCAUUGACAGAAAUUUUGAAACAAGCAAAAUGUCAUCUUUUUUCGAAAAAAUAAUUCUAUUCCUUACGAUUCUCUGUACAUUUUCAGUGAUAAAAUGCUGGAAUGAUAGAGAAGAACACAAACAGCUUUCGAAAUUGAUUCAAUCAUUCAACCAAUCAUUGAACAUUCAAAACAAAUUAAAAGAAAUGAAUAAAACCUAUUAUGAUAUUGUUGAAACAAAUGAUAUGGAUUUACUUGGUAGACCCGAACCAGAUUUGAAGCCAAUCGUUGAUUCUUUUCUAAAAGAACUUCGCGAGAUUCAACCAAAAUUGGAAGAUUUUUUCAAACGAUUUCAUUGGCUGAAUGAAAAAAUGAUGCUAAAAUCAAUUAUUCGAAAAUUUAAUUGUCUAGAAUAUGAAAAUGAAAUUAUUGCAUUGAAUGAAACUAUUACGAUGGUAAUUGAUCAGCUAAUGCCAUAUCAAAUACAGAAUUUAGCUCUUCCUUCAAGUCGAUUUGAUUCAAAAUUAUUGAACAAAAAAUUGUUCGAGUUCAGGAAGGAAUAUCCAUCGUACGGGGAUAUGACAACGAUCAAAAAAGAAAUCGAUUUUCUUGAUCAAGAAAUUAAAAAUUUUCUCAAUAACCAAACUAAAAGACCACAAUUAAUCGAAUCUUUUCAAAAGGCAUUGCAACAUUCUAAACUUAUUAAUCAAAGAUUGGAUGAAAUUCGUCAGGAGACAUUUGAAACAGCUCGGAUACAUUCACAACAUAUUCCAGUCAUUCUAGAUUAUAAUCUUGUUUAUUCCAGUCAAAUGCACCUAAGAGUAUGGAACAUGUGUCAAAUGUAUAUUGAUAGAAUUAAGAUUGGUGCAGAUCUUUCUAGUGCAUCUCAAACUAUUCGAUUGGAAAAUAUUUCAAUGAUUGCCAUUAUUUUGAUGAUCAUCAUUAAUCUUUGGUUUCGAUAACCUAUAUUGGUGUCGAUCGUUCAAUUUUU